Molecule: messenger RNA, 1419 nt
Organism: Aspergillus luchuensis
Lineage: Eukaryota; Fungi; Ascomycota; Eurotiomycetes; Eurotiales; Aspergillaceae
Exons: 2
Coding region: 1-1419 (472 amino acids)
Biological process (GO): proteolysis
Molecular function (GO): metalloexopeptidase activity
Source: RefSeq, a predicted model, not a curated record
AUGCGUGUCGACUCCGCGGCGCUACAUCUGGUCCCAGUGCUCCUGGGCCAGGUCGGUGCUCUACAAUUACCCUUAUUCCAAGAGUCCAAUUCAAAGUGGGCGACGACAAAUGCAGGUGACAAACCACUAAUUAGCUCACCGCUGCUUCAGGAGCAGGUCAAGGCGGAGAAUCUGCUGGACAGGGCCCGGCAGCUUUACAAGAUUGCGGAGCUGGGAGAAGACGAAUACAACCAUCCUACUCGCGUCAUUGGCAGCAAAGGCCAUCUUGGCACGCUCGACUACAUAUACUCUGCCCUUACCGACCUCGGUGAUUAUUAUACUGUCGUCAACCAGUCCUUCCCUGCCGUGAGCGGUAAUGUCUUCGAAUCUCGCCUUGUCCUUGGUCACGAUGUUCCCAAGUCGGCUACACCAAUGGGUCUCACUCCCCCAACGAAGAAUAAGGAGCCGGUAUAUGGCCCCCUGGUUGCUGUCUCUAACCUCGGGUGUGAGGCCUCGGACUACCCUUCUAACUUGGAAGGCGCCAUUGCAUUUAUCAGUCGGGGAAGCUGUCCGUUUGGGACAAAGUCUCAAUUGGCUGGUAAAGCGGGAGCCGUCGCUGCUGUCAUCUACAACAACGAGCGCGGUGACCUGAGCGGAACUCUAGGAAACCCAACACCCGAUCAUGUUGCUACCUUUGGUAUCUCCGACGCGGACGCUGCCCCGGUCCUAGAGAAGCUGAAGAAAGGCGAGAAGGUCGACGCUAUCGCCUACAUGGAUGCGAUCGUCGAGACCAUCCACACCACCAACAUCAUCGCGCAAACCACGGAUGGUGACCCCGACAACUGUGUAAUGCUGGGUGGCCACAGUGACAGUGUGGCCGAGGGCCCGGGCAUCAAUGACGAUGGGUCUGGUACUCUGACCCUUUUGGAGCUAGCCACAUUGCUCACCCAGUUCCGUGUCAACAACUGUGUGCGAUUUGCUUGGUGGGCUGCUGAGGAGGAAGGCCUUCUCGGAUCUGACUACUAUGUGUCUGUUCUCACCCCGGAAGAGAACCGCAAGAUCCGCUUGUUCAUGGACUACGACAUGCUCGGCUCGCCCAACUUUGCGUACCAAGUGUACAAUGCCACUAACGCUGUGAACCCCGAGGGAUCCGAGGAGCUCCGUGAUCUCUACACUGAAUUUUACGAUGCUCAUGGGUUCAACUACACGUACAUUCCGUUCGAUGGACGCAGCGACUAUGAUGCCUUCAUCCGGCAUGGCAUUCCCGGUGGUGGGAUUGCCACGGGAGCUGAGGGAAUCAAGACGGCCGAAGAAGCGGAAAUGUUUGGCGGCAUUGCUGGCGAAUGGUAUGACCCAUGCUACCAUCAGCUCUGCGACACGGUGGCCAAUGUGAACCUGACCGCGUGGGAAUGGAACACCAAGGUAAGAUCACUACAGUAG